This is a messenger RNA of Poecilia reticulata (guppy), 1777 nucleotides long. RefSeq names its product gamma-glutamylaminecyclotransferase C-like. Gene Ontology annotation, molecular function: gamma-glutamylaminecyclotransferase activity. NCBI's taxonomy places the organism in Eukaryota, Metazoa, Chordata, Actinopteri, Cyprinodontiformes, Poeciliidae. Gene Ontology annotation, cellular component: cytosol. The record is from RefSeq and is a predicted model, not a curated record.
AUAUGCAACUGGGGGGUUCGGUACCUCAAAAAAGGUUAAGAACCACUGUCUUAGACGAAGGAGUAUUUCAGAAAAUUGAGAGAAAAUAGUGUAAUAAUCCCAAAUAAUGUGAUAAAUAAAGUAUUUUUUUUUUUAGCUAUUAUCACCUGUAAUGCAAAAAACUCAGGUUGGGUUUUUUUUUUAUAAUGACGUCUUUUUUUAAGUACUGUGAAAGAGUUUUGAAUCAUACCUAAUGUUGUUUUCCAUCAAAAAAAGAAAAUUAUCUCAAAUUUGUACCAUAAAUUUAGAAGACUUUAAAGAUUUUUAAAUAUGUUUAUCUUCUUUUAUCAUACCAUGUUUGACAGAUCAAUGUACUCAUCUAUAAAAACUGUAUCUAUAAAAAUAGAAAAAUAACUUCACUACUAUUCCCGUGAGUGGAUGAAUGGCAAAGAUCUUAUCAAAAUGUUUUUGGUCAAAUUUCUAAACAGAGGCGCUUUCUUCGCUCCUGUAGUAUCUUCUAAUUCCAGCAGGUGUCAGUAAAACGCCUUCACUCAGCUGAGGUCAAGUCAAACUGCGUUAAAUCAAGUUAAAUUAACUUUAAGACAAAUAAUAAACCAGAGUGAUUGUGUUUCUGGGUGUGAUUUUGCUCUUAAAAUACCCAGAAUCCAUUUUUUUCUACUGCUGAGAAAGACGUGUGACAGGCGCCGCUUGUGCGCAUGCGUGAGCCAAUAUCCUGGGUUUGCUCCUCUUGACAUUUAUCGUCCUGGAAGGUAAGAAGACCACUGCGUCUGUUUUACGUUUAGUGGGAUUUUCAGUUGUUGGGGACUUGGCAAACAACUACGGAGGCCGGGAUGACUUCGUAAUAAAAGGUGCCUUCAGUCUUCAUGCAUCGUGUCUUUGUUUACGGCUCCCUAAAGAGGGGCCAACCCAAUUAYCCCUACAUGACAGACAGCAAUAAUGGAAARGCCGAGUUCCUCGGUACGGCUGUCACYRUCCAGAAGUAUCCACUGGUGAUCGCUACCAAGUAUAACCUUGUCUUUCUCCUUAACCUUCCUGGACAAGGCAAGAGAGUUCAUGGGGAAAUCUACAAAGUGGACGAAAAGAUGCUGAAAUACUUGGACUGGUUYGAGAAGGUUCCCACCAUGUACCAGCGGACAGCAGUGGAGCUGGAAGUCAAGAYGGUAGACAAGAUGGCGGACAGAGAGGAGAAGUUGUCGCCUGGAAGCAUCAUGGAGGCGUUUGUGUACAGUACCACCACCUACGAGCCGGACUGGCCAUCACUGCCCACCUACGACAACUAUGACUGCAACGGAGACCACGGACUAAAGUUUGUACUGAGGGAAGAUCGGAAAUAGUGAUGCAGAUGAGUAAACUGCCUUUMGUGCAGGGGUGCCCAAAGUUGGUCCUCGAGGGCCGGCAUCCUGCAUGUUUUAGUUCUCUCCCUGGUUUAACGUACCUGGAUCAAAUGAUGGCUCGUUAGAAGGCUUAAGAGGCACAUUGACAAGCUGGAAAGGUUGUUACCACCAGGGAGAGAACUAAAACAUGCAGGAUGCCGGCCCUCGAGGACAGACUUUGGACACCUCUGGUUUAGUGCCUUUAAACCCACAGAGGGCGUCAAGAGUUCUAGCAAAUGAGUAACGAGUCACUAACUGAUUAAGUUUAAAACCAGAUUAGGAAAUUCACUUGUUAAAAUACACUCAAAGUCUURCAUUUUUAUCCAAAAAUGUUUGUUUUUUUAUGCUUUGUCUUUUAAUGAACAACUUUGUGGAAGACAAUCAGCUGUUGGUAAUAUUUAAAA